AUGACUUUUGUCACCGAGGUUGGCGUUCAUCAUUUCGUGGCAUGGCUCCUGUUAAUGUCAAGUGGAAUUUCAACGAAAGUAUUAGCUUCAGAGUAUCCAAAAAUUACGGAACAUCCGCUAGACGUCAUUGUACCUCGUCACGUUCCGGCAACACUCAACUGCAAAGCCGAAGGCAUCCCGACACCAACGAUCACAUGGUUUAAAGAUGGUGAACCGAUUAAAGUCGAACCGGGAUCCCAUAAAAUUCUCCUGCCCGCUGGGGGUUUAUUUUUUCUGAAGGUCGUGCACUCACGUCGUGAGACUGAUGCGGGUGUUUAUUGGUGCGAAGCGACGAACGAGCUCGGCGUUGCCAGAAGUCACAAUGCAACGCUUCAAGUAUCAGUGCUCCGGGAAGAGUUUCGUCUGGAACCACAAAAUACGCGGGUAGCACAGGGCGAAACGGUCCUACUAGAAUGUGGACCACCGAGAGGUUCACCGGAACCAACAGUGUUCUGGCGGAAAAACGGACAAACUUUAGAUCUCUCCAGCACCAAACGCAUCCGUAUCGUGGACGGUGGCAAUCUGGCGAUACAAGAUGCUCGCCAAUCAGACGACGGUCGUUAUCAGUGUGUGGCGAAGAAUGUGGUGGGAGCGCGCGAAUCCACCGUUGCCUUCCUGCGCGUACACGUUAAACCAUUUCUAAUACGUGGGCCCCAGGAUCAGACCGUAGUGGCCGGUAGCUCCGUAGUGUUUCAGUGUCGGGUCGGAGGAGAACCACUGCCAGAUGUUCUGUGGAGGCGAUCCGCUUCCGGAGGCAACAUGCCGCUUGAACGAGUGCGAGUGCUGGAGGACAGAAGCUUGCGGAUAGACGACAUCACAAUCGAAGAUAUGGGUGAAUAUAGCUGCGAGGCGGACAAUGCUGUCGGAUCUAUCACCGCAUCCGGUACAUUGGUGGUGCAUUCACCACCGAGCUUUCUGCUCCGGCCCAAAAAUCUGCUCAUCGAACCAGGAUCGGAAGCAUUGUUCGAAUGUCAGGCAACCGGACACCCAUAUCCAACGCUGUUCUGGUCGGUGGAAGGCAACCGUACGCUGCUGCUACCGGGAAGCCGGAUGGAUAAUUUAGAGGUUACACAAAAUGCGGACGGCACCAGUGUGCUCUCCAUUACGCAAAUCGGUCGCAUGGACAAUGGCAAAGUGAUCGUGUGCAGUGCCGUCAACAGCGUCGGCAGCCUAAGCACGCGUGUUGUGUUGAGCGUAAAUCUUCAAGAUGAUCGCCCGCCGCCACUGAUUCUACAGGGUCCAUGCAAUCAAACGUUGCCCAUCAAAUCCGUCGCAAUUCUACCGUGCAGGGCGAGUGGAGUUCCUGCGCCGGUGAUAUCGUGGUACAAGGAUGGGAUACCGGUGUUGGCCUCAGAAAAGAUAAACAUCACCGAAUCAGGGACACUGGCCAUCGCUGAGUUGAGCAAAAUCGACGACAGUGGACUGUAUACCUGUGUCGCUAGCAGCAAAUCUGGCAAAACAACCUGGAGUGCAUUGCUGCGGAUUGAUGUUCCAACCAAUCCCAACAUCAAAUUCUACCGCGCACCAGAAGCAUCGACCUUCCCCGGUUCACCUGGUAAGCCGCAGGUAACGAACAUAAACGAGAGUUCCGUCACGAUCUCGUGGGCGAGAAGUAGCAAAGUCGGUGCAUCAAGUCUGCUCGGAUACACGGUGGAGUUGUUUGGGCGUAACCAAACCGAAGGCUGGUUUCAGGUUGCAAAUCGUCUUCAAGAUAAUAACCACACCCAAACUGGACUAAGCGCUGGUGUGACGUACUAUUUCGUAGUGCGUGCCGAAAAUUCCCACGGCAUUUCAUUACCGAGUCCAAUUUCAGAACCUAUUCUGCUAGGAAUGAGUGACAGUUUUGGUGCAGGGAUCGAUAUGAGCGAAGCGCGAGCUAGUUUGCUUUCAGGAGAUGUGGUCGAGCUCGUAAAUGCUACCGCUAUCGAUUCCACCUCAAUUAAAUUGAUUUGGGAGAUUAUUAAUGGAAAGUACGUGGAAGGGUUUUACAUCUACUCACGCACCAUUAGCACCGAUCGCCCAUCGAACGGACAGUCAUACAAGAUGAUGACCGUUCUGAAUGCUGGUGCUUCGUCUUGUUCUGUGACGGGACUGGAGAAGUAUACGGAAUACGAGUUCUUUAUAGUACCGUUUUACAAAACAGUUGAAGGAAAACCGUCAAACUACCGACUAGCAAGAACUCUUGAGGAUGUUCCAUCUGAUCCACCAUACGGUAUGGAAGCAUUGCUUCUGAAUUCAUCUGCGGUUUACCUGAAGUGGAAAGCUCCGGCGGCAACGUCACAGAAUGGUAUUCUUCGCACUUACAACAUCAUUGUCCGUGGAGUUGACUUACGGACGAACUACUCGAAAGUGCUCAGCAAUGUCACGAUUGAGGCUAGCUCAUCGACCCUGUUGCUAGCGAACCUGACCGAAGGUGUUACGUACACGGUCAGUAUAGCCGCUGCUACAUCCGCCGGCAUGGGUCCUUUCAGCAAUCCUGCCACAUUGCGGCUCGAUCCAAUCACCAAGCAACUGGAUCAAACAUCUCAUCGAUAUCCGAUCAAUCAUAAUAACAUGGACGAUAUUUUGACACAGCCCUGGUUCAUCGCGAUACUAGGUUGCAUCUUAGUGCUCAUGAUGCUUUCGUUUGGUGCAAUGGUGUUCGUGAAACGUAAGCACAUGAUGAUGAAGCAGUCAGCGCUUACAGCUUUGCGUGCUCAUUCCGCAGGAGGUGUCGUUAAGAUUCCACGCAACGAUAGCCUUUGGAUGAAUCCAUCAGGCAUGAUGUGGGGUUAUCAGUCGACAGGAAGAAGUAAAGACCACAUACAGGAUUACGCUCCCGUAGGUGCGAGUACCACACUGCCGUUAGAACAACAACAUCAACAAACGAUUCUGCACGACAAUCGCAACCGCUAUGCUGAGUACACUGACUAUCCAAGCGAUUACGCUGAGGUAUCGUCCUUUAAUCCGGUACCACACGAGGGCACGAACCAUCUUACGGCGCGUAGUCAAAUAGGCGGUAGCAGGGCACCGAGCGAGUAUGGUUCAGGCGGAACUCGAUCGCCGGCACCUUACGCUACGACCACACUGAUUGGAAACUCGAGAUUUAUUACUGCUCCGGGUGGUGCAACCGGUAAUGAUAGUCACCUGCAUCACCUGUUACCAUCAACGGCAGCCGGUAAAAUGUAUUUCGACGGUGAUGCCUAUUCGGGCGGUUCGAUCACACGGGCACCGUCGGACAAUGACAGCGCGGGCUAUGGUCGAAACGCUUGUUCGGAAUCAUAUUUCAAUCCAAAAGAGAAAAUUAAUAUUACCGAGAACAAGCUGGCAUCUCAUACGAUGUCCUUGCUGGCGGCUAGUAAUGCAUCAGUGGGCGGUGGAUAUCAUCACCUAGUGCCGAGCCAGAACGGAAGUUCAAACGGUCAAAGCAGCGGUGCCAACAGUGCCUGCAGUGCUAGCAGUGGUAGCAGUAACAGCAGCAACGGUACCGACGGUGGAAUUAUCGAAGGUCGACACGGUGGGUCCUCCCAACCGCUUCCUGCUGCCUCGACCCAGACGGUUAGGGCGCUGAGAAAUGGUUCCAAUAAAACUCGUUUCAAACUCUCCCGAACACCGAUCGUAAGCAGUUUGCGGUCCUCGUCGAAGCACGAUACGAGGUCCAGUGAACAUGGUAAUCUGGACAUCCACCAGCAGGAGCAGCAGAAGAAAAUGUCCUCGCUCAACAAUUUGGGACAAAAGCAGCAGUUCUACAUAAAAGUAGGCGACACGGGAAUAGCGGGCAGUACAAACAGUUGGAACCACGCCACAGCAAGCGCAAUGGCCAUGCCUAACCUGUACCAAAAUGCUCACGCCACGAUGCCGCUCGGUACUACCCACAUCGGCGAUGUGGUUGUCUACCUGCCCACCGGAAACCGCAGCGUCAUUAGCUAUCGUGCCGGUUCAGUCGUGGGGGACGAUGUGUGA
Molecule: messenger RNA, 3981 nt
Organism: Anopheles marshallii
Lineage: Eukaryota; Metazoa; Arthropoda; Insecta; Diptera; Culicidae
Product: roundabout homolog 1
Exons: 14
Coding region: 1-3981 (1326 amino acids)
Molecular function (GO): protein binding
Source: RefSeq, a predicted model, not a curated record